UUAGCCAUGACAUCAAUGGCUGCAACGGGUAAUGCUAGACCAUACUUUGGAGAGGUUUUGGAGAAGAAGAAUGUGGGCAUGGCAAUGGUGGGACGUUUUUUUCCUUUAAGGAGGCUGAAAAAACGAAGCUUUUCAGUGAUAGCAAGUGCUAGGACUCCUCCUCGGAGCAUAGAUUCUGUCAAUGGGAGGAAGUUUAACAAUAUUGGGAUUAACAGGGGAGAGGCUACGUUUCUGGGUAAAAAGUGUAGCGAGUCUAGUGUUGAUGCACCGCUUCAUGCAGUUUUGCUUGGACGGUUUGUGGAGGAGCGGUUUGUUUAUAGACAGACGUUCAUUAUCAGGUCGUACGAGAUUGGACCAGACAAAACUGCCACCAUGGAAACACUGAUGAAUCUGCUUCAGGAGACAGCUCUGAAUCAUGUGACGAGCUCGGGCCUUGCUGGAAAUGGGUUUGGAGCUACUCGUGAGAUGAGCCUACGGAAACUCAUUUGGGUUGUCACACGCGUCCACAUUCAAGUACAGAGAUAUAGCCGCUGGGGAGAUGUUGUUGAGAUUGAUACUUGGGUGGAUGCAGCAGGGAAAAAUGGAAUGCGCAGGGACUGGAUAAUCCGAGAUUACCACACGCAAGAGAUCAUAACUAGAGCAACGAGCACUUGGGUUAUCAUGAACCAAGAAACAAGAAGGUUGUCAAAAAUACCGGAACAAGUGAGACAAGAGGUGCUACCAUUCUACCUGAACAGAGUUGCAGUUGCUGCUGAAAAAAAUGAUAGUGAAAGAAUUGACAAGCUAACUGAUGCAACUGCAGAGAGAAUUCGAUCAGGUUUAGCUCCAAGAUGGAGCGACAUGGAUGCAAAUCAGCAUGUAAACAACGUGAAAUAUAUUGGAUGGAUUCUGGAGAGUGUCCCAAUGAAUGUGUUGGGAAAUUAUGCUCUCACCAGCAUGACUCUGGAGUACCGGCGUGAAUGCCGGCAAUCAAAUUUGCUAGAAUCGUUGACUAGUUCAACAGCAGCAAGUUUGAGUGAAGAUUCCAACAAUUACAUCAAUCGCAGACCAGACUUAGAGUACACACACCUGCUUCGCAUGCUAGCUGAUAAGGCAGAGAUAGUAAGGGCAAGAACGGAGUGGCACGCAAAGCAAAGACAUGUCUGAAGAAGCUGUGCACCCACUCUUUUCUUCAUUUUUAUUGGUUUAUUUGGUGUUCUUUUUUUUUCUAUCCCUUUCUUUUUACAUUUUCUUAUUUCAAUUUUUUUCCAUUGGUCGGGUUGAUACUUUUGGGUCACAAACAAAGAUUCCCAUCUGGAUAUGCACAUUAGUGAAUAGAUUAUUACAAGCACUCAUCUUCUAGGGCAUGUAACA
Corylus avellana is the source of this 1353-nucleotide messenger RNA. Its product is annotated as palmitoyl-acyl carrier protein thioesterase, chloroplastic-like. NCBI's taxonomy places the organism in Eukaryota, Viridiplantae, Streptophyta, Magnoliopsida, Fagales, Betulaceae. Gene Ontology annotation, molecular function: acyl carrier activity; fatty acyl-[ACP] hydrolase activity. Gene Ontology annotation, biological process: fatty acid biosynthetic process. The record is from RefSeq and is a predicted model, not a curated record.